Xyrauchen texanus (razorback sucker) is the source of this 6670-nucleotide messenger RNA. It is a transcript of the gene npas2, whose product is annotated as neuronal PAS domain protein 2. The transcript has 22 exons. Gene Ontology annotation, biological process: regulation of transcription by RNA polymerase II; circadian regulation of gene expression. The record is from RefSeq and is a predicted model, not a curated record. Gene Ontology annotation, cellular component: nucleus; cytoplasm; CLOCK-BMAL transcription complex. Gene Ontology annotation, molecular function: DNA-binding transcription factor activity, RNA polymerase II-specific; protein dimerization activity; RNA polymerase II cis-regulatory region sequence-specific DNA binding. Lineage: Eukaryota; Metazoa; Chordata; Actinopteri; Cypriniformes; Catostomidae. Bases 465 to 3023 code for a protein of 852 amino acids.
UGUGGAAGCCACUCAUUGCCCACUGAAACGGUGCAGGUUAUGUAACUCGGUUUCAUGUGUAAGACCUCGGUGUGUCUCGUCGCUAGAGAUUGCAAGCAACUUUUCUGUUCAGGUCGGGUUCUCUUUGCUGUCUCUGAUUAGGUCCUGCUGUUUGCAUCACUAACCUCAUGGAGAAAGAACAACGUUUUUCAAGCAUACAUUAGCAGUUUUAUGCUGAAAAUCAAACGUAACAAUAAACAAUAUCUUGGCAUUUAAGUACUGGCUAGCCAUAAGGACACAAAAGCAGCGUGCAUUAGUUGCCAGUUAUAAAAAGGUUAACACCAGUGGAUAGCCAUCAGAGAUUUGUAAGUAGUGGCUAACCACUAGCAUUAGGUGGUUAGCGUGUGGCAUUUAUUUGCCUUUCUAAGGGUGUUUUGAGAAUAGAAGACGCGAAUGGGACACACCAGCCUUCUCAGGUGGCCUGAAUGGGAGAAGGAGUGAGCAUGGACAACCUUUUGGAGUUUGGAGGCAUUUGUCCGUCCAGCCGGAGGGAAUGGGACACGAGCAGCUGUGUGGAUGAUUUAAUGGACGAAGAUGACAAGGACAGAGCAAAAAGGGCGUCCCGUAAUAAAUCAGAGAAGAAGAGGCGAGACCAGUUCAAUGUCCUCAUUAAAGAGCUGUGUACUAUGCUGCAGGGUCAGGGUCAUCCCCGCAAGAUGGACAAAUCCACCAUCCUGCAGAGGACCAUUGACUUCUUGCAGCAACAGAAAGAGAUCACAGCGCAAACAGAAUCUUGUGAGGUCCGACAGGACUGGAAGCCUUCUUUCCUUAGCAACGAGGAAUUCACCCAGUUAAUGUUGGAGGCAUUGGAUGGUUUCCUAAUAGCUCUUACCACAGAUGGAAACAUCAUAUAUGUAUCUGACAGUGUGUCCUCUCUCAUUGGCCAUCUGCCGUCAGAUAUGGUGGACCAGAACAUUUUGAACUUCCUGCCAGAGCGAGAGCAUGGAGAGGUGUAUAAAUUGCUGUCAUCACACAUGCUCUUGACGGAGUCUUCUGCUGUUGACCUCCUCAACUCCAAUGAGACGCACAUCGAAUUCUGCUGUCAUUUAGCGAGGGGGAACAUUGACCCAAAAGAACCACCCACUUACGAAUAUGUUAAAUUCGUUGGAGAUUUCAAGUUUCAUAACAAUGUGACUCUGUCCUCAUGUAACGGUUAUGAGCUGGCAUUUCCGCGCACACUACAAUCCUCAUUGGAGGAGCAGGUCUCUCUUGUAGCCACAGUGAGACUUGUGACCCCCCAAUUCCUGAAGGAUCUGUGUAAUGUUGAGGACAUUUGUGAUGAAUUCACAUCAAGACACAGUCUGGAAUGGAAAUUUCUCUUCUUAGAUCACAGGGCAUCUCCUAUUAUUGGAUACCUGCCGUUUGAGGUUUUGGGAACAUCAGGUUACGAUUACUACCAUGUGGAUGACCUGGAGCUGAUCGCUCAGUGUCAUAAACAAUUGAUGCAGUUUGGGAAAGGAAAAUCCUGUUACUAUCGGUUCCUGACUAAAGGACAGCAGUGGAUCUGGCUGCAGACACAUUAUUACAUUACAUACCACCAGUGGAACUCCAAACCAGAAUUUAUCGUCUGUACACACAGUGUGGUCAGUUAUGCUAAAAUCCGAGCGGAGAGAAGGAGAGAGGUUGGAUUGGAGGAAAGCUCGUCAGAAAUAGCCUCAUCCUCAAUCAAGGUGCAGGAGGUGUAUUUGGACAUGUGUCCACCUUUAGAUACUCCGCGGGACAGAAUCAGCAGCACGCAAUCAGUGUCCUCACAAAGCUCUAGAAAAUCAUCACACACAGCAAUGUCUGACUCUGAAUCGAACUCAUCAGUGAGGUACACAGAAGUGUGCACGUCAUCACGGCAAUCUGCUUCCAUUGGUCCAGAGAAAAGUUCCAGCAGAAUGCCACACAGCAGAUCAAAGAACCUGAUUCAGAGGCAGAGCUCCUCUGAGCCCACGCCAGUCUCCCCCUCCUGCAGUCAACAUUCCACCACCAUGACACAAGCUCUGUACGGAUACCAGGAGCCUCAGUUAGGCGUCAUGCAUCAACUGAAGGAACAGCUGGAAGAGCGAACACGCAUACUACAGGCAGACAUCAAAACACAACAACAAGAGCUGCACGACAUUAAAGAGAAACUACAGCUCGCAAACAUACAGAUGUUACUCCAGCAACCAAUACAGGGAGAGUUCACCAGUUCCAGUCCACAGCAGCAGGGUCCAGUCAGGCCGACCCAACCCAGCACACAUCCUAAACCCCAACACUGUGUCUCACAUUCAUCACACACACUGCUCCGAGAACAGCCCAGUAGCUCAUCUGCUCAGGGCCAGCAGAGACUGGUUCAGAGUGGACACAUGCAGGGUGUCAGUGUUCCAAUGCAGACACACACCAGUAUCACCACACCCUUCUACAGCAACCCAAUGAUGUUCUCUCCCAACCACGGACAACGUAGCCAACAAGACACACACUGCCAAAGAAACACACACACCGACUACAGCCAGGAUGGACAGCUACGGAUGCUGCUAAACCAGCCAAUGCAGACGCUUGUACCAGAUAGCAGUGGGGGAGCUCAGUCUUCCCAGUGCAGCUCAACUCUUCAACAAACCAAAUAUCCUAUGGAGCAGCAGAUGAUGGCUCCCUCAUUCCCUGUGCAGCAGAUGAAUUGUAACGCUGUGCUUGUCCCCUCCCCCGUCUUCACUUCACCAAUCAUGUUCCCCCAUAACAGUUUCAUCACCCAUCAGGCCACGGCCACCUACACGGCUCACCCGUCGGCUGCCCCACACAGUUUACCACUACAGCAGCCUCAGCAGUUCUUUCAGAUGCAGCCGCAGGGUCUGAUCCACAGCGGUCCCACUCAGGCCAUAUUUCACACCCCUAAUGUUCCACAACAAAGCACUGUGGGAUACAUACAGCCACAACAACAGCAGCAGCAGCAGCAGCAGCACCAGCAGCACCAUCACUCCCAGUCCAGCAGCCUAUCAGACUAUAGAAACAUGCUUCCACGAUAGCCCCACUCCCAGGGGGAAGCCAUGAGAUUGCCAGGAUAGCAUGUUGAGUGGUUAACUCUUUAGCUUGAUGGGAAGGGACUCUUUUGACUCAGGGGAAGGCUCGCUCCUGAGCCAAACAAAAUCGAGAAAGCCAAAGUCUCUCAAAGUUCCCAUGACAGCACACAAUGGUGAGAAUGCCACAAGCCCCAAGGCUCCGCCUAGCCCAGACUGCUUGUGGAAGAUGCUGCGGUGUGUGGGAUAAGCUCACAGUGGCAUGACCCAUCUGGUACUCAUUGAGCGAGGGGUCACAGAGAAGCCCUGGACAGUCAAGCAGAUGUGCCGAUUCAAAUAUAAAAGACAGAAUGCUACAGAUGAUUUUUAAAUAGUGGAUUGGAAAACUUGAGCUGCAGUUUUUUGGCACUGUAAUAUUACAGCUGGUUUGUUUUGUCUGGACAUUUCUUACACUAACUCAGCAAAAUCAAUCAAUCAAGAAAUGCCUUGAAAGAGCAUAAAUGGAUGCAGAGUUCAGUAACAGAACGGUUGCGAGUGCUGAACACAUACAAAAAUGGCCUCACCUCACAUGAGAUGAAAUACAGUAUACACAAUGCAUCAUCAUAACAAUGAACAUGCAUGAACAUUUCAUACAUCAAGGAUGGUUCAUCUGCAGGGCUCUCACUCCACAGGUUCUCUCUAUGUGUGGUUGUUUAAGAGGAAAGGAGCUGGACACAAUUCAGCUAAGACCCAAAUAUAUUUUGAAAACAGAAAGCCAUCAGAUUCUGUCCCCUCCCAGAUAGAUAUAAUUAUAAAACUUGAAUCAAGUUGUAUAUUACAAAUAUUUAAGAUCAAUCUGAAAGUUCAUACCAGGAUAAAAAAAAACCUUUGCUACUAUUGAGUUUGAAUCAUCCCUGUUACUCUUUAUUUCUGGACCUUCUGUAUCAUUAAGAACAAACAUUUAGUUAGUAAAUAGUAGAGUUUCUAUAUUUAUGCUGGUGUCUAGACAUUACUCUUCAUCGUUUUCAGGUGAAGCAUGUUGACUUAGCUGAUUAAAAAGUUCUCCUUUGUUAGUUUCGGUUGUUUCAGACAUACAAUUGUUAUCCAACUGGUCCCAUGUCCAGACAGUAAAUCUGCAUUGAUUUGAUGUCAAUUUCAGGACAGCAUAGGUAUUUAUUGUGUCUCAAUUCAUAUGUGGAAAUUUCUUCUUCAGUAUUACACAGGGAAGAGGCUUUGUCUUAUUUAUGCUUUAUAGCAGAGGGUGUGUGAGACAUUAUUAUUGUUUAAUGGGAUAAUUCACACAAAAAUUUAAAUCCUCUCAUUUUUUACUCACCCUCAUGCCAUCUAAGAUGUGCAUGACUUUCUUUCUUGAGCAAAACACAAACACAGAUUUUUAGAAAAAUAUUUCAGCUCUGUUGGUCUGUUCAAUGCAAGUGAAUGGUGAUCAAGCCUUUGAAGCUCCAAAAAUGGAGAUGCAUACGCAGAGCACUAGAUGGAGCUACAGGAAGUGUAAUCAAGCUUGAAAUCAUGAUCGCCAAGGAGACUGCUGUCAAGAUUUGUAGUGAAAAAGGAGUUACAUUUGGGUCUGUCUCACCCAAAACCGACUGGAUCACUUCAGAAGACAUUGAUUAAAUGACUGGAGUCUGAUGGAUUACUUUUAUGCUGACGUAAUCUGCUUUUUGGAGCUUCAAAGGCCUGAUCAGUAUUAACAUGCAUUGUAUGGACCAACAGAGCUGAGAUAGUCUUUGUUUCAUCGUUUGUGUUUUGCGGAAAAAAAACAAAGUCAUACACAUCUUAGAUAGCAUGAGGGUAAGUAAAUUAUGAGAGAAUUUUCAUCUUUGGGUGAACUAUCCCUUUAAGGUGGUGUGAUACUAAGUGCCACAGUGAUUGCAUGUAUGUGUCCUGUUCGGGAGAAAUUAAUGACUGAAGACAAUCAUAAUGUGAUGACUUUAAAGAGAGCUGCAGAAAUGGAAAUGUUCUCACACUUGGGCUCAGUGUUUCACAAAAAAAAAAAAAAAGUCAAAUUUAAUCAAAACAUAUUAUGCACUUAUUGUCUCGUCAUUUUUUAUUACGUUACUUUAUUAUCAGGAGUUGAUGUGGAAAUCUACGUGUCAGGCUUGUCAAGGGUCAAAGUAUUUACUCCCUUAUUUUUGAGGAUUCAAAAUCAAGUUUAUUGCAGUGUUGUGAUGCUCUCAGACACAUCCACAUCCAGAAAAAAAAGAAAAAACAAAUUCUGACAAUCCAGAAUCACAGAAUUAUUUUCUUCUUUGUGGGAACUUUAAGCUGCUCUUUCUUCUGUCCUGUCACGCCUUGCGCAUUUAAAGACUGGUGCUGAUUAUUUUAUUUUUGUAAAACAAAGACAACUCUGUUAAAGUCUAAAAUCAAUCUAUUGACAGCUUCCAUUAUGUGCCCUUCUGCAUGUUGUGCAAUACGAUUCUAAAAACAAGAAUGUUUGUAAUUUAUUCUUCUCAAAGAGAUUUUUUUUGUUUCUUGUCAGCAAGAGACACUUCAUAUUAGUAAAAGCCAAUGUGCUGUUUAAAUGAAAAUGGAAAGUAUUUUUGUAUGAAAACAUCUUCAACAUUCCUUUGGUGAUGUACAGCAAUGUGUAAAUUCCCAGACACUCUCAGGUGUGACAUUUUUACCCAGAUGUUAAAGCUAGCAAAUGUUACUCGCAUGUAUCUAAACUCUGUGGUUAUUUUGAACAAAUUACACUGGAAGGAAGCACUCCAGGCCAUAUUUUUUUCAUUUACAAACCAUACGAGUAUAACAUUUCCCAUUUAAUAUGGAUAAGAACCCAUUGAUGUCCCACUAUCAUUUAUGAUGUCCUUAGCAGAGUUUAAAGCCCCCUUGACUUCCUACUAAUCCACAUCUCAGUGUUUUGUGCUGCCUCCCUGGAGUGACGCUAGGAAUGAUGAGGAAGAUGUUUGGUGUGGUUUGAGUGUGUUUGUGUUUCAGAUGCUGGUAUUUUUUUAAUAACCGAAGAAGCUCCAGCAAUUGUAUGUUAACAUGGCUUAAUCAAUGACGGGUCUAAGUGAACUGCAACUGUUUAGCCACAAACACACCCUUAGUGAUAAAGGCCCACGUGCCUGGGUGUUCUGCAACAGUGCCUCCGUUUUUUUUUUCUUCUUUCGUGAGAUUAUCUUCAGGUUUUGCAAAUGCGCUCUUUGUGAUUUCAAGAUGUGAGAGAAAAGUUGAAGUAAAAUUUGACUACAUUUUUGGUCAGGCUUUCAAACAUUCAUUAAAAAUGGAUUUGUUUCCCUCGAACACAACUAGCUGCUUCCUACUUAGUUUAACAGCCUUUUGUGGUAUUUUUAUGUGAUAUUUUCCCAGUCAGGCUAUAUAACAUGUAAAGGUUUUAUGGUUUUGCAGACGUUCAUGUGUUUGCUGUGUUGUUUGCACAUGUGGAUGUUAUUGUCUUUGCGUUUAUUGAUUGGGCUGUGAGUAGAGAUGAAAGCCGUUCUGUCUACUCUCUCUCUCUCUUUCUCUUUGUCCAGUGAGACUCUGCUCUGGUUGUGGAGACUGCUUUUUAUUCUUUUCCCUUUCUUUCUGUCUUAUGAUUUUUCUGAUUCCUCUCUCUGGCCUUGAUUUCUCCCACAAAGUGUCUGUUCUUAUGAGGAUGUAGGCCUAAAAGUUGUGUGUGUGUGUGUGUGUGUGUGUGUGUGUGCGUGCGUGCGUGC